GAACCAUUUUGCGUCAAUCCGGAGUCAUGAAAGUUUCAAUCACAGUCACAGUCUAUAUAUGCUCUCCUCAGUCUGCCUCAGCUGAUCAGCUCUUGGUUGGCAGGCUUCAAGCACAGAAACCGGUGAUCUAGCCCCGAAACUUUGCCGGAGCUUGGUCCUCAAGAGUUAACUUUCAAGGGGGUUUGUAGCAAUGGGAAAUUCUUUCGAAAUCCGGAGGGAUCACAAAUCACUCAGAUGCAUAUGUCUUUGCCUAUUGCUUCUGAUAGUUUCACAGAAUGUUAGUGCAGAAAGCUCAUAUUUGAUUGGGCUGGGGAGCUAUGACAUUACAGGACCUGCAGCUGAUGUUAACAUGAUGGGAUAUGCUAAUAUGGAACAGAUUGUAUCUGGAGUUCACUUCAGACUAAGAGCUCGUGCAUUUAUAGUUGCUGAGCCUGGUGGGAGUCGAGUGGUUUUUGUGAACCUCGAUGCAUGCAUGGCAUCCCAAAUUGUUACCAUUAAAGUAAUUGAAAGAUUAAAAUCCAGGUAUGGUGGCUUAUAUGAUGAAAGAAAUGUAGCAAUCAGUGGAAUUCAUACACAUGCUGGCCCUGGAGGUUAUCUACAAUAUGUUGUUUAUAUUGUGACUUCACUUGGGUUUGUUCGACAGUCAUUUGAUGUCAUUGUUGAUGGGAUUGAGAAAGCCAUCAUACAAGCUCAUGACAACUUGCGUCCUGGGUCAAUAUUUAUAAACCGGGGAGAGCUUCUUGAUGCUGGUGUCAACCGAAGUCCAAGUGCAUAUCUUAAUAAUCCUCCUGAAGAAAGAAAGAAAUACAAGUAUGAUGUUGAUAAGGAAAUGACCCUACUGAAGUUUGUAGACAAAGAAUGGGGUCCUGUUGGUAGUUUUAAUUGGUUUGCUACUCAUGGGACAUCUAUGAGUCGUACAAAUUCACUGAUAAGUGGAGACAACAAGGGAGCUGCUGCUCGUUUUAUGGAGGACUGGUUUGAGAAGGUUCAUGGAGAGGCAACCGACAUAAAAUCUGAAGUUUCAAUUAAUGAUAGCCUAGAAAGUGGAUUCCCUCGGAAAUUGUCCAGCAUAACCCCCCAGUUGCACGAAAACUAUUCCAUGUUGAAGCUGCUUGCUAUGUCGUUUCCGGCAAAUAAUGGUAGCCAAGUACCUCGUACCUUUAGUACUACACAUCGUGUAAGAAGUACCUUUAGUCAGGGAGUUGGAGCAAAAUUUGUUUCUGCUUUUUGUCAAUCAAAUUGUGGGGAUGUAAGUCCAAAUGUUCUUGGAGCUUUCUGCAUAGACACUGGCUUACCUUGUGAUUUCAACCACAGUACUUGCAAUGGAAAGAAUGAAUUGUGUUACAGUCGUGGUCCUGGGUAUCCAGAUGAAUUCGAGAGUACACGCAUCAUUGGAGAUAGACAGUAUAAGAAGGCUGUUGAUUUGUUCACGGCAGCAUCAGAACAGAUCAGUGGGAAAAUUGACUAUCAUCAUACUUACUUGAAUUUAUCAAAUCUAGAGGUUACUAUUCCUUCUAUUAAUGGUCAAGAAGUGGUCAGAACAUGCCCUGCUUCCAUGGGUUUUGGUUUUGCAGCUGGAACCACUGAUGGUCCUGGAGCUUUUGAUUUUAGCCAAGGAGAUGACAAGGGAAAUGCAUUUUGGAAGCUGGUGAGAAACGUACUAAAAACACCUAGUAAAGAGCAAAUUGAUUGUCAGCAUCCAAAGCCAAUUCUAUUGGAUACUGGUGACAUGAAAGAGCCAUAUGAUUGGGCGCCUUCAAUUCUUCCAAUUCAAAUAAUUAGAAUUGGACAAUUGGUCAUCCUUUGUGUGCCUGGAGAGUUUUCUACAAUGGCUGGUAGGCGUUUACGUGAUGCUGUAAAAACUGUACUUGCCAGUAGCAGCUCUGGAGAAUUUGAUGAGAAUGUGCAUGUUGUACUUGCUGGGCUGACGAACUCAUAUUCUCAAUACAUCACUACAUUUGAAGAGUAUGAGAUCCAAAGAUACGAGGGGGCAUCUACUUUGUAUGGCCCGCACACACUAAGUGCCUACAUUCAGGAGUUUAAGAAAUUAGCAGCAUCUAUUGCCGGUGGUCCUAAUGUCUCUCCAGGUCCACAGCCUCCGGAUCUUCUGAACAAGCAAAUCAGCUUGCUUACUCCCGUGCUGGUGGAUGCAAAACCCAUUGGUGUCAACUUCGGAGAUGUAAAAUCUGACGUUCCUCAGAACUCAACUUUUACCAAGGGCGACCUCGUUGCGGUCAUAUUCUGGUCAGCUUGUCCCAGAAAUGAUCUAAUGACUGAAGGUACUUUCUCUCUCGUGGAGAUCUUGAAGGGUACUGACACAUGGGUCCCUGCUUAUGAUGAUGAUGAUUUCUCUCUCCGAUUCAAGUGGUCCAGGCCGUGGAAGUUCAGUACUCACAGCUAUGCAACUAUAGAGUGGAGAAUUCCUGAAACUGCAGUGCCUGGUGUCUAUAGAAUAAGACAUUUUGGCGCUGCAAAAAGGUUGUUUGGAUCAAUAAGCCAUUUCACUGGUGCUUCAAGUGCUUUUGUUGUGAUCUAGUGAAGUUUGUUGAUAUCCUUCUGAGGAAAGGAUUCUCAAUCUACUGUAAAAUCUACCUGUUAUCCUAAAGUUUGCAACUAAUGACAGCCUGAGCUUUGUUUCAUGUAUGUUUUUAUUCUCUGAAUGGUAAAGAUGAAAAUUUUACAUUGUAUAUUGAAGAUGAUAUCAAAGAACAUGUUAUAUGAUUGUACAAAUUUCAUUUUAAGAAAUGCAGUAGAUGUGAUUUCUUGGUAUU
Dendrobium catenatum is the source of this 2771-nucleotide messenger RNA. RefSeq names its product neutral ceramidase 2. The transcript is spliced from 10 exons. The coding region runs from base 191 to 2536 and encodes 781 amino acids. Lineage: Eukaryota; Viridiplantae; Streptophyta; Magnoliopsida; Asparagales; Orchidaceae. The record is from RefSeq and is a predicted model, not a curated record. Gene Ontology annotation, molecular function: N-acylsphingosine amidohydrolase activity. Gene Ontology annotation, biological process: sphingosine biosynthetic process; long-chain fatty acid biosynthetic process; ceramide catabolic process. Gene Ontology annotation, cellular component: extracellular region.